Molecule: messenger RNA, 1014 nt
Organism: Centruroides sculpturatus (bark scorpion)
Lineage: Eukaryota; Metazoa; Arthropoda; Arachnida; Scorpiones; Buthidae
Exons: 7
Coding region: 367-987 (206 amino acids)
Source: RefSeq, a predicted model, not a curated record
AAACUUCAGGUCUCUACGUUUAGUAAUAAAUCAACACCACUUUCUCUUAAUGUACAGAUUUUCAAAACUGAAUAUUUGCUAUCAGUUUUCAAGUCCACAAACAAUAAGAAAAAACUUUCCAACAUUAUCACUUUAAUUCAAUCAGUUAUUCGCAGAUUUAUCACAUUUUUGAAAUACGAGAAAGAAAUUUAUCAACAGAAUGAAAAUGCUCAGAAAAUAAUUGAAUGGUGGAAAAAAUUAACUUCAAAUUUAAAUAGAUCAAAGGGAAAACUAACAUAUCUCCCACAAUUAGAAAAACAUCCUUAUAAUGUAAAACAGAAAAUUUUUGAUAUUGAAAGUUUCCAGAUAGACAACAAAAAACAGUUUAUGGAGGAUGCAGACUUAAUUACUCCAAAUGACAAUGAUAAUAUUGAGGGAGAUGGCUCAUUGCUUUCUUUAUCAGCUUCAGGUAGUUUGGUUGAAAUUACAUGUAGUGCAAUUAUGAAGGAACAAAAGAGAAAGGAAAGUGAAUCAUUUACUGAGAGAAAAUAUGAAGAAAUUUGGAGCAUAAUAAUUGUGCAAACAGCUGUUCGAAGUUUAUUGACAUGGUUUCAAUUACAAAAAGAUGCAAUGGAAAUGACUCAGAAAAUUAUGAAUACGUUAUCCGAAAAUGCACAGAACUCACUCAUAAAUUUUUCUGAGGUUGAAAAAAUUGAUUCUGAGAAUAUCUUAAGUGCACUGAAACAUCCGAUAGAACAUCCAAUUGUGAAUAAUUCCAAUAAUUUGUGCCUGCUUCAGGAUGACAAAAAAGAAAAUAUUACUGAAGUAAAAACUGUGAAAGAAAAAAAGAAAUCAUUGGAUAUUGACACAAGCCCAUUAUUUGUUUCAAGAUCAAAUGCAACCAUAGGAUCUUUUAAAGAACUGAAACAAAAUAUUUUUAUGAAUACUGAAAAUAUAAAAUGUAAAAGAAAAGAGGUUAGAAAGAAACAACUGGGAAAAAUAUUCUAGAAAAUUCAAUGUAGAGUAACCAAAGGG